This is a messenger RNA of Dendrobium catenatum, 2466 nucleotides long. RefSeq names its product tRNA uridine 5-carboxymethylaminomethyl modification enzyme MnmG. Gene Ontology annotation, molecular function: flavin adenine dinucleotide binding. Gene Ontology annotation, biological process: tRNA methylation; tRNA wobble uridine modification. The record is from RefSeq and is a predicted model, not a curated record. Lineage: Eukaryota; Viridiplantae; Streptophyta; Magnoliopsida; Asparagales; Orchidaceae. The coding region runs from base 50 to 2245 and encodes 731 amino acids. The transcript has 13 exons.
CCCUUUGCCGAUAUUCUUCACCGAUUGGAUUUCCUUAACGCUUGCUGUGAUGCUCCUACGCCUUCGGCCAAUGGGAGCGACUACAGUCGCCUUCCCCCGCUUCACUUCUCUUCUCGCUGGUUCCUACCCCUCUUAUCGCAGAAUCCUCGCCCCGUCUCCAAAAACAAAGCAUUGGCCUACCCUUGUAAGCUUCGCAUUGAGAUGGAUGCCUCGCCGGAAAUUCGCCACAGCGAUGGCAUCUUCCGGUAGAAUAGACUCAAAAGUUCAUGUUGAAGCUUCCGAAGAGAGAUAUGAUGUUAUUGUUGUUGGAGGGGGCCAUGCAGGCUGUGAAGCUGCACUUGCAUCUGCUCGUCUUGGUGCACGAACGCUUCUUUUGACACUUAACAUUGAUCGGAUUGCAUGGCAGCCUUGCAAUCCAGCAGUUGGGGGCCCUGCCAAAUCUCAGCUGGUACAUGAAGUUGACGCCCUUGGUGGGGAGAUUGGGAAAAUUGCUGAUAAGUGCUACAUACAAAAGAGGGUUUUGAACCGUUCAAAAGGCCCUGCUGUGAGGGCACUACGCGCUCAGACAGAUAAGAGAGAGUAUGCCAUGGAAAUGAAAAGAGUCGUUGAGAGCACCCCGAAUCUUUUCAUCAGAGAGGCUAUGGUAACAGAGGUCUUGGUUGGCAAGAACGACCAUGUGGAAGGUGUUCAUACCUUUUUUGGAAUGAACUUUUAUGCUCCCUCUGUUGUACUCACCACUGGCACCUUUAUGAGUGGAAAGAUAUGGGUCGGAAGGACGGCAAUGCUUGCUGGGCGAGCCGGAGAAUCAGCCUCUAUUGGGCUUACUGAAAACCUGCAGAAUUUGGGUUUUGAAACUGACAGGCUUAAAACUGGAACUCCAGCACGUGUUGAUUACCGUACUGUUGAAUUUUCUCAAUUAGAGCCGCAACAUGGUGAUGAAGAGGUGAGCUGGUUUAGUUUUGAUUCUGAAUACCACAUAGAAAAGCCGCAAAUGUGCUGCUAUUUGACAAGAACAACAAAAGAUACCCAUCAGCUUAUUAGAGAUAACUUGCAUGAAACGCCAACUUAUGGUGGUUGGGUGGAAGCAAAGGGACCGAGAUAUUGUCCAUCAAUUGAAGAUAAGAUUGUAAGGUUCCAGGACAAAGAGUCCCAUCAGAUUUUUCUUGAGCCUGAGGGCAGAAAUGUUCCCGAGCUCUAUGUGCAGGGGUUUUCAACAGGUCUACCUGAGAGAUUGCAAUUAGCACUUCUGAGAACAUUACCUGGACUAGAAAAUUGUUUGAUGCUCAGGCCUGCAUAUGCUGUAGAAUAUGACUAUUUGCCUGCUCACCAGUGCUCCAGAUCCCUUAUGACCAAGAAGUUUGAAGGACUCUUCUUUUCAGGUCAGAUAAAUGGUACAACAGGCUACGAGGAAGCUGCGGCUCAGGGUCUUAUCUCUGGAAUCAAUGCUGCAAGGCAUUCAUCUAGCAAAUCUCUCAUGAAUCUUGAGAGAGAAAGCAGUUUUAUUGGCACUCUCAUUGAUGAUCUUGUCACUAAAGAUCUGAGGGAGCCAUAUCGCAUGUUAACAAGCCGCUCAGAGCACAGGUUACUUCUUCGUGCUGACAAUGCAGAUAGCCGUUUAACACCUCUAGGCCGAGAAAUUGGUUUGAUAGAUGACAGACGUUGGAAUCUGUACAAGUCCAAGCAAUCUUUGAUAUCCGAAGAAAAACAACGGCUAAAGACAGUCCAUAUCUCAGCGAAAGAUGAUUUGGCUUCUGAAGUUAGUCGGUUGUCAGGACAACCUGUGAAAGAUUCCACACUAGAAAACUUUCUGAAAAAGCCACAUGUGCACUACGAGGUUUUUGAUAGAUAUGGCUAUGGGAACAUGCUUCUUUCCAGGAUUGAGAAAGAGUGUGUUGAAAUUGACAUUAAAUAUGAAGGCUUUGUUCUGCGCCAGCAGAGCCAGCUUCACCAGAUGGUCAAUCAGCAACACAGAAAACUUCCUGAUGAUUUGGAUUACCAUUCGAUGACAACUUUAUCCCUUGAAGCACGUGAGAAACUUUCGAAGUUCAAACCACAAACAAUUGGUCAAGCAAGCCGAGUUGGUGGGGUGAACCCUGCAGACAUAUUUGCCCUUCUCAUUUUCCUUGAGGCUAAUCGCAGGAAAGUGAAUUCCAUGAAAAGACAGGAACUGCUAAGAUCUAUUGCUGUUGAUGAUGAUGAGUCCAGUUCUACCUUAGCUACUGCUUCAGAGGUGGUUAAUUCCUAGUUGUUGGUUUUGCUUUGGUUUCCUCUGUGAGUGCUUCAAUCUCAAGCUGGAUAGACCUGAAACCCACUGUUUGGGCCAAAUUUCAUUGGUUAGUCUGCUUGAGAUGUAUUUUGGUUUCUUUCUUUUUCCUUUAAAUAGUUUUACCUGUAAUUUAUGCAUAUUUUCUUUGUUAAUGUAAAUACUUUGUACUUGCUGCUUAGUUUAUUUUUUUGUUACUAAUU